UUCUAUAGUGGCCAGAUUUUUGCUCGUUGUCUACUAGUAAUCUGUAAGCAUCCGGGUAAAACAAAACCGGAAAAGCUCGUGACAAUCUAAAAUAAAAAAGCAAAGCAAAAAUCGGCAGCGGAAAGUUGUGAAACUGUGCGCGCUACCCAGCACUACCAUCGUUGGCGUUCCGCGGCGGCGGGGGAAAGAAAAGGGCGUGCUGGGUUCGUCCUGCGAGGAGAGCCUUGAGCCGAUCAGCUGUGUGGCAGCGCGAGUGUUGCAAAGUCGCGGCAGCGCUCGCACGCACGCACACAAGGCACGGGGGCAGUCAGCGACAGCAAUGCAGGCGAGCAGGAGCAGGCAGCGAGCGCGGCCGGCAGACCAGCAAACGUUCGUGUGACGGCCGCCCGCUUGAAACGCGCAGCCAACGAGACGAAGGCGUUUGCUGCGUGGUGGAUGAGCCGCGAGCCGCAUCUGGUGCACAGCACAGCAGCAGCGUCGCCGCCACCGCCGCAAACUUAUCAGCCAUCUAAAUGAUAAACGAGCCGGCGGAAACGUUCCUCUUUGACGGUCUGUUGUUUUCGUUGCCGAUUGGUGGCGAUGGAACGUAUCAUUUCAAAGUGCUGGUGCCGAGCGUGGCGGCCGGCGCCAUUAUUGGGAAGGGCGGUGAGACCAUCGCCCAGCUGCAAAAGGACACGGGGGCGCGUGUUAAAAUGUCAAAGUCACACGACUUUUAUCCUGGGACGACGGAACGAGUGUGUCUGAUAACGGGUAGCGUCGAGGCCAUAAUGUCCGUGAUGGACUUUAUAAUGGAUAAAAUCCGGGAGAAACCUGACCUUAGUAAGCCGCCACUGGCCGAGGGCGAUGGCAAGUUACCGCAGGAUAGGGACAAGCAGGUGAAGAUAUUGGUUCCGAACUCGACGGCCGGUAUGAUUAUCGGCAAGGCUGGUAGUUACAUAAAGCAAAUCAAAGAGGCGAGUGGGUCGUACGUACAAAUCUCGCAAAAAGCCAAAGACGUUAGCCUGCAGGAACGCUGUAUUACUGUGAUAGGUGAAAAAGAGGCGAAUAAAAAAGCGUGCCUGAUGAUACUGGCGAAGGUCGUGGACGAUCCGCAGAGUGGUACCUGCCUGAAUGUGUCCUAUGCGGACGUGAGCGGCCCGGUGGCGAACUACAACCCCACGGGCUCACCCUUCGCUCAACAGAACGCCGGCAGUGCGUUCAACGCGUCGACGGCGAGCCUCAACAGCGGCCUGAGUUCGGUCUCGCAGAGCAUCAUGCUCAAUGGCGGGCUCAAUCUCAGUCUCAAUCUGAACGCGCCCGGACAAAAUGUUAGCUCAAUAACAACUAAUAUUUUAGAAAGCAUUAAGAUUCAAUUAAGAUCGACCGGAUACUCGGAGUCGCAGGUGGUGGAGAUUUGCGCAGCGUUGUCGGUGCUUUCAAAGUACGGCAUCCUAGCUAUGGGGCUGGGCAUUGGCAGCGCUCAUCCCACGAUUUCGAAUUACCUCAGCCUCGCUGAGCAGGCGCCGGCAGGCACUUUUGGCGCCAUCGGCCAGGUUAGCAUCGGGGAUUGCCUCGGCACCACGUCACCUACCCCUCGAUCUGGCCUCGAGCGUUACGACACCUUCGAUCCCUUUCGUCAACAGAGUUCUCCCGCUGUAGCGCCCAUUUCGAUAAACAACAACAGUUUUGGCCUUGGCACCGGCCAGCAGAUGGCUGUUCUGAGCAAGUCACCUACCCCAGCCGAACUCUCCGGCAGCAAGGAUUCCAAAAAUGUGGAAAUUGCCGAGGUCAUCGUUGGAGCCAUUCUAGGACCCGGUGGAAGAUCAUUAGUAGAAAUUCAACAAAUCAGUGGUGCGAACAUCCAAAUUUCGAAAAAGGGCAUCUUUGCGCCCGGGACCAGAAAUCGAAUCGUCACGAUCACGGGUUCACCGAACGCCAUUAACACAGCACAGUACCUCAUUGAACAGCGUAUCUCCGAGGAGGAGAUUAAGAGAGCGCGCACGAACGCGCUCGGUCCACUGCAGUGAUACAAUGGCAAACAACUAGUUCGUCAACAUUUUACAAUUCUCAUCUCACAGGUACAACAAUCCAACUACAUGCGCUAAACACCUCACCAUCGCUAAAGAUAAGUUAAGUUAAGCAAUGAGACGAGAUCGUAGAAUGACAAAUUGUGACGUUACCACAACAACACAUACAUGCAUAUACCUCGAUUAUCGAAAACCAACUAAAUGAAAAACCAAAUCAUUGAAAGGCGCGCGCAAAGCAAACACUUCUGAUGCAAAGAUAAUGAAAACAAAUUUUAUCCAGACACUAUAAAUGGCAUUCUGUGGGAUCAAACAUAGAAGAUUUGAUUCUGUUUGCUGACAAUACUUACGAUUUAAACGAGGAAAGAUGGUAAUUGAAGAAAUAUUACGCUAUUACGAUUACAUUUGAUUAUAAUUAUAUACAAACACGUGCUUUAAUCGUUAGUACACAAUACAUGAGACAUGUUUAAAACGCCAUUAGUGCAAAUGCCAUAUGCGAAACAUCCAGACAAAUGUUGAGAAUCAUUUCAUGAUAAUAAGCGAAGCAAAUGCCCAUUUCGUCCUCACAAAUACUGUUGAAACAGCACGUUGUUGAUUCGAUUUAUAUUUAUACGAGUUCCACAGUCAGAAAACGUUAAGAAACUCAUAUUGCCGACGAAGAACAGAACGCUUACCGUAUCGCUAAAGUUACAACAAUAUCGACCUAUCCACCGAUUAUUAUUAAUAAAUUUUACGUUUGUGCAGAGUCCCCCGUAUCGUCACACAUUAGAAUCGCGCUCGCGAUUUUUACUUCUCAAAGUUUAGGAUCAUUUUUACACAUACUCAUGAAACAUACGGCAAUGUUUGUGUUUCGCGGUUUGAACGUCGUUUUUUACACUUAGAUUACUAUCUCAAAAUUCAUCACAUUUUCCCAACUCUGCACGCCAAGCAUUAUACUAUUUUCUUUUUGUUUGUUUUGUAAAUAUUGUUGUGUAGGUUUUAUGAGAGAAAAAAGAAAAUAUAAUGAAUUAUUUUUUUCCAAUUGGUUUUGUUAGCGUUGUUUAUUUUGUUUUUAAUUGGCGGGUAUAUUAAGAGAAGUUUACGAUCGUGUUAUAUCGACUACCAUUAAUUUCUAUAUAUAUUUAUAUAUAAAACACGUUAUUUUAGUGUCGGAAACUUUAUUUAUUGCUUUACAACUACUGAUUGUACCUGUAACUUAUGAACAAUUGUCGGCCCCGCAAAACAUGAAAAUAUUCAACAACUAGCUGAAGCUGGUAGUACAAUUUAAGUACAAAAGUUAGCGAGUCAUGAUGUUGAGAAUUGCAAACCGGAAGUGACACCGACGAACUGUCGUACAAUAUAUUAAUUUACCUGAAUAUUAUUCCUUCAGAGAAAAUCAUAGAUCAAUAUAAUCUAUAAAAAAAAUUAUAUAUGAAUAUAUAAAAUAUAUAUAUAAAUAUAUAUUAUAUAUGUAAAACUAAAUAUAUAUAUAUAUUGUUGUUAUCGCAUGUUGUUAUAUUGUUAAUGUUUGGAAAUGGCCGGUAACUUUUUGUGAAACUGAAUUAUGUCAGAUGAAUACUAAAGCAGCAGAAGUAUAUACAAUAUGAUUGCUUGCGAUGGUACGCAUUAUUGAGCUCUGUGCUGGUCACGGACGCUGUUUCAUGGAACGUGCAAUUAUUUAUGUCGUCUCCUUCGCGGCGACACUUACGAUUUCAUUGGCGCAACGCUGAUUAUAGAAGUUAUCUUCUUCUUCUGUCGCAUUCCGAUUCAUCUCUAGGUAUAAAUAAAUAACUUUAAUCUAAUGUAAAUCAUUUUAUAAUCAGCCUUGUCGAUGCGUCAAUCAUAGUCACAACACACACUGAAAAAGAAUUCAUAACAUGAUGAUUUAUAUAUAAUAUGAAGCGCCUCCAAACAUUGAUCGAUUCAUUUGACUGAGAUGACAAUUAGAAACGAAAUAUUGCAAACAAGUGAAUAUAUUAUUCGACCUGUCUAAAUGUGCGAAUACAUUUUUCAACUAGGCAUUCAUAGAUCAAUUGUAAUAUUGAGAACGAUGAACGAAAUUUACGUUUCGAGGGAUGUUUACUGAGACGUGUCUGCUUUCCGAUUAAUAACAAGCUUAAACAAAUCUUUAUAGACUAAAUUCUAAAAUUCACUCUUUUUCGAAAGUCUGUCUUGAUCACUUUUUGUAACAGUCAUUCAUAGCAUUAAAAUUAGAACAUACAGAACAUUAAAAUAUUUAAUAUUGCUGUGAUAACAAUUUAUUAUGUGUUUGUGUGGGUGUUUCAUUGCAUACUUAACUCUGCAGGACAAAACCUAUGAAGAUUGGUUUUAUUUUGCUUGAAACUAUGAGAAUAAAAACAAAGAGUUGUGAAUUUUGCUUGGGAAACACUCACCAGUCACCACACCAGGGUGUAAUAAUUUCCAAACGCAAGUGACUUUUUCAUUCAACAGAAAUCUUUAAAUAGUCAAAAUAAUUUAGACGGCAGACGAUGAGAAUGAUGAUUAUAUUCUAGUUACAAGUGAAACUUUUCAGAUAUAUAUAUUGAUAAGGAUUAUAGACAAAAUGUUAUUAACGCACCACUUUAAUAAAAUACCUAUUACAUUGACAUGGAAAUUGUUGAUUAAAUAAAUCGAUAAAUUUAAAUCACAUUGGCGAAUAUUACACGUUUAAACAUAAAAUUACAUAUAGAACGAUAUGAUGAAGAAAAAAAAAACUGUUUUAAUACUAACAUUCGAUUAUUACUAUUUAACUAUAUUAUUAUUCUACUUUAGAUAGACCAUAAGCGAUUAACUAAUUACGAAAUGGAAAUGAGUCAUUCUAGUUAUGAUUUGUAUAUUUUUGCGACUUUACGUUACGAUUUUAUUUUUGAUAGCACAUGUUAUUGUUCGCGUACUGUAUAUUUAGCGUGUUUUAUAUUAAUUGGUUGAGUAGAAUGGAUGCGAGUCGAUUGUUUGAGAGUGUUUCGUUCAAAUUUUUGUGUAUUUUGAGCCAUUUCAUGCGAGAGGAAAGGAGGAGCACUUCGAACGGUCCUACAAAAUAGAUGUAUAUUCAUUGCGACGGAUUCAAACACUAAAUUAAUAACGACGAGAUAGAGAAAUUGACUUACGUUGGACGCAAAAACUAUGAAUAACAAUGAAAGAAAAAAACAUUCACGUUUCUAAAUAGACGAACAGUUGAUGAUAGCUGAAACUAAGUAACAUUAACUACGAGAAUAUAUUAUUAAUAUGUAACGAUAGAUUAUAUUUAGAUUUUAAAAAGUGGGAAUGGUGAAACAACCUUAUAGAGCAGGGAUUUAUAAAUAUUCAAGGAAUUACUAAUAUGUUUAUAAAAUAAGAGGAAACUAUAUAUGCGAAUUUUGUGUAUAAUAAAAGGUCCGAUAGGAGGAAAAACUGCGAUAAGUUACCAUUGUGUUGCGUGUUCAAAUAUUUAAGAUGAAAUCUAUUCAUGAUAAAUGAGUAUAAAACGUGGCUAAGAGCACUUUGUUAUUACGAAUAGAAGAAAAAAAACAUUAACUAUGUUAAUUAUAUUAGAUAUUAUAUAAAUGAUAUAAGAUACCUACCAUACUUUAUUGUGAUUGUGUCUGAAAAACUUGAUGAGCACUCUUGGAUUCUUGGGCGGAGAGGGUUGCACAAACGAAACAACUUCGGAUUGGCAUUGUCAUUCGCAGACCUCAUUUCUUUUUGCUGCAAAACACAUUUACUGAUUACUGCUUUCGAUUGACGUUUGAGGAAUGCUCUGCCGAAGAAGAUUCAGACGAGUUUUGGAUAGUGAUUUCGAUCGUAAUCUUAGCGUAAUUUUGUUUACGACUCUUGCGUUUCGACCGUAGCGUACGCUAAAUGGUGGCAGGUGAUUACCGACCUGCAUAUACAUCAAAUAUAUAAAUAUAUAUUGUUAUGACAAAUAUUGUACCAUUGUUUGUAGAUCACUAAAAAAUUCACUGCAUUGUCAAACACAUUAUAUUCAAUAAAAAUCCAUAGUGCCAUAUCUCUUUGUAUUUGUUCAUUUCGCAAGCAAAAAAAAAGCAACGCUCGAACUCUGCAUUUCUCAUUUGCUUUACAUCUGCUCCAUACAUCCUACAAACAAUCGUUACAAGUACUGCAAAUAUUGUGAUAAUGUAAAACUAGUGACUUUUGUUGAUUACACACGACCUCGAUGAUCACGAUGAGAUAUUUAUUAUGUAGUUGUAAUUGCGAAUUAAUUAAUACUUUUCUUCCGUCCAUGUUUAUUAACUCUACUCGAUAUUGUGUUAAUUAUGAUCAUAAUUGAUUGUUACAUUUUGCUAUAAGUACAAGUGCGAUUCUAAAUUACGUGUAAGAAUAUUCUGAAUGUUAUUAUUGUUGAUUUACUGAUUUAUUUUUUUGUAUUAUACUUACUUACAAUGGUUGAAUGAAUAAAAUGAAAUUCUUCAA
Dalotia coriaria is the source of this 6392-nucleotide messenger RNA. Its product is annotated as RNA-binding protein Pasilla-like. The transcript has 6 exons. The record is from RefSeq and is a predicted model, not a curated record. Gene Ontology annotation, biological process: regulation of alternative mRNA splicing, via spliceosome; mRNA splicing, via spliceosome. Gene Ontology annotation, molecular function: mRNA binding. Gene Ontology annotation, cellular component: cytoplasm; nucleus. The coding region runs from base 513 to 2006 and encodes 497 amino acids. Lineage: Eukaryota; Metazoa; Arthropoda; Insecta; Coleoptera; Staphylinidae.